GGUUAAUGAAUUUAGUAUUUUCACUCGCCUUUCACUUGUUUCGGUAAUUACAAGUUUUAGCGUAGUGAAUUUUGGCCCGUAGUACUCGCCGUAUUUUCAAAUACUUCCAAGGACUGUUAUCAGAGACUUUUUUCGAAAUGUGCACCUGAAUAUCCGUGUGCAAUGUUGAACUCGCCAAACCUCGUACGAGGAUGGAACGUACAAGGAAUGAAGCGGAUGUUCUGGUCCAUGCCCGACAUGAGACGAAUACUCACUGUAUUUGUGUCCGACAUUAGCAAAGCUCAGUGGAAAAUCUUAGGAACUGGGAGCUAUUUCUCCACAAAUUGCUCGCUCUGCGCCAAGACUCGGGGAAUUCAGAAGAAGAGAGACCUUUCAGAGAAGAAAUUGACUCGCUACUUUGUUGAUCAGCGCAGAGUGAAGCUGGUUGCUGGCACAGGUGGCAAGGGUGCCUGUACAUUCCACAGUGAACCCAGGAAAGAAUGGGGAGGGCCAGAUGGAGGGAAUGGAGGCGAUGGAGGAAAUAUAGUUAUAAAAGUUGACCGACAAGUGAAAUCGCUGUCAUUGCUCACCUCUGUUUACCGCGGGGGAGAUGGAGAACGAGGGGGCAACAAAAACUGCUACGGCCACAACGCACCCGCUACCUACAUCCGAGUGCCUGUCGGUACAGUCCUUAAGGAGAAUGGAAAAACAGUUGCCGAGCUGACCCGUCACAACGAGGAGUAUGUCGCAGUGUACGGUGGAGCUGGGGGCAAGGGGAACCGGUUUUUCCUGUCCAAUGAGAACCGUGCACCAUCCCAGACCAGCCCAGCAGAAGAAGGGCAGGAGCGGAUUUUGCAUUUGGAGCUGCGUACCAUGGCACAUGCUGGACUGGUCGGAUUUCCGAAUGCAGGAAAAUCCUCGCUGUUACGGGCCAUUUCAAAUGCAAGGCCAGCUGUGGCGGCUUAUCCCUUCACCACACUUAACCCCCACGUCGGCGUUGUGCAAUACCGGGACCAUGUGCAAGUGGCAGUGGCAGACAUCCCAGGGAUCAUCAGGGGAGCGCACAUGAAUCGCGGCCUGGGGAUCUCCUUCCUGCGGCACAUUGAGCGCUGCCGCUUCCUGCUGUUUGUGCUGGACCUGUCGGGCCCGGAGCCCUGGGCCCAGCUGGAGCACCUGCGCUUCGAGCUGGAGCAGUACCGGCCCGAGCUGGGCCGCCGGCCGCAGGCCAUCGUGGCCAACAAGAUGGACCUCCCCGAGGCCCAGGACAACCUGGCCGCCCUCCGGGCUCACGUGGCCCAGCGGGUCAUCCCCGUGUCAGCGCUCACCGGGCAGAACGUGGAGGAGCUCAUCCUACACCUGCGGCAGCUGUACGACGCAGAGGAGGGGGAGGGCAUCAGGCUGUGAGAACAGCAGGAAUUACCUGCUGUUGUAUCGCUCCUUCCUGUUUGGGGCUAUACGUUCAUCUUUAAAGAAGUAUUUUGAGUGUGUAAUUAUGUAAUGUAAUUGAAACAAAAACGGACAAUGCAGUCAAAGCUAUGAUAUUUUUUAAUAGAUUCUGGUGAUUUGUAUUUAUAUAGACAUCUGCUCAGUCACAGUGUGUGUACCCAUGCGUUUUGUAAAUUAAUAAAUGGGUAUACUGUG
Messenger RNA from Conger conger (European conger), 1620 nucleotides. RefSeq names its product mitochondrial ribosome-associated GTPase 2 (gene mtg2). Gene Ontology annotation, molecular function: magnesium ion binding; GTP binding; GTPase activity. The coding region runs from base 163 to 1383 and encodes 406 amino acids. Lineage: Eukaryota; Metazoa; Chordata; Actinopteri; Anguilliformes; Congridae. The transcript is spliced from 7 exons. Gene Ontology annotation, cellular component: mitochondrion. The record is from RefSeq and is a predicted model, not a curated record.